Tachysurus fulvidraco (yellow catfish) is the source of this 696-nucleotide messenger RNA. It is a transcript of the gene crip1, whose product is annotated as cysteine-rich protein 1. Gene Ontology annotation, molecular function: zinc ion binding. The record is from RefSeq and is a predicted model, not a curated record. The transcript has 5 exons. Gene Ontology annotation, biological process: intrinsic apoptotic signaling pathway in response to DNA damage; regulation of gene expression. The coding region runs from base 101 to 334 and encodes 77 amino acids. Lineage: Eukaryota; Metazoa; Chordata; Actinopteri; Siluriformes; Bagridae.
UCAGUGCAGGUGGAGGAUUAAAUAACCGCUGCUGCUGCGCAAAAACUUUCCACCCGGAGAUCUUUUAUUCUAGCGAGGACACUUUACUGCUGCUGCCAACAUGCCUAAAUGCCCCAAGUGCAACAAGGAAGUGUACUUUGCCGAGAGAGUGACAUCUCUGGGUAAGGACUGGCACAGACCCUGUCUAAAGUGUGAGAAAUGCAAUAAAACCCUCUCUGCAGGCUCCCAUGCAGAGCAUGAAGGAAAGCCGUACUGUAACAACCCAUGUUACUCUGCACUCUUCGGACCCAAAGGGUUCGGACGUGGAGGCACCGAGAGCCACACAUUCAAGUAAAUACACACUUGGGUGCAGGCUUUAGGUUUCCUCCCUCUACAACCCAACACGGGAAAAUAGGACACCAUGCCUCAAGUGUUUUUUAUCUAUAUAUAGCUCAACCAAAGAAAAAAGUGACCAUGCCAUGGACCUCUGAGUGGUGAUUCCUGAGAUGUGGAUUAAGCCUGAAUUUAGACAAAAAUGUUUUUUUCACUUUAGUCCAAACCCAGGCUUAAUGUAGUGUCAGAAAUAAAACCCAGUAGGUUUUAGUUUGCAGAAUGUAAUGUAGUUUAAUAUACAUAAAACCAUGGAAUGAGAUUUGGGAGUUCUGAAGCACUAUACAAAAUAAUUUUUGUAAUUAAACAUUGAGAUGUAAACAUUCA